Haemonchus placei is the source of this 273-nucleotide messenger RNA. The record is from the annotation of a GenBank genome assembly. NCBI's taxonomy places the organism in Eukaryota, Metazoa, Nematoda, Chromadorea, Rhabditida, Trichostrongylidae.
AUGGGUGUAUAUGCGAAAAAGCGUUCCCAUAGCUCUCGGGUGUCGACUGGAGACGUGGCAAAUACGUUGGAUGAGGCUGGAGGCCGAGGAUGCCUGAGGCCAUCUUCGGAGCGGAAAAAGUCGACGGAGAAUUAUAUGGAGAAGAAGAACAAGAGGGCUCGCGAUAUUUGGAAAAGACAACGCGACAGGACUUACUCCCUGGCUGGUGCCCUGGCAACGAAGCGGCUUUUUCAGCAGGUUGACGGAUGGUCGAUCCGGAUGAAAACGGGUUGA